Messenger RNA from Coniophora puteana RWD-64-598 SS2, 1815 nucleotides. RefSeq names its product amidase signature enzyme. Lineage: Eukaryota; Fungi; Basidiomycota; Agaricomycetes; Boletales; Coniophoraceae. The transcript has 10 exons. Bases 136 to 1815 code for a protein of 559 amino acids. The record is from RefSeq and is a predicted model, not a curated record.
GCAGGGCCUGAGGACAUCUGAGCGAGCUCUGGGAAUACCUACAAUCCUUCGAUUGUGGUAUAUGUACCGUAUCUCGUAUCUAACCGUGCAGGUUCGAUAAGCCCUCCGCGUCGACCGCAAUCUAUCAAACCACAGAUGGUUGCCUUACUGCGACCUGCGCUUCGGUGGAUCCAGAACGCGUUCUUGCUCCACCUCUUCUUGGCGUUCGCUGCGAGCAUUUGCGGGAAUGCGGCGGUGUCGACGCCGCUGCCCGACCUGUACGAAGCGUCGCUGACGGAGCUCCAGGCCGGUCUGACAGCCGGGCAAUUCACGAGCGUUGACUUGAUCAAGGCCUACUUCGCGCGGAUCGAAGAGGUGAACCUCCAAGGACCCGAGCUGCGCGCUGUGAUCGAAAUGAACCCGUCCGCACUCGCUGAGGCUGCAGUGCUUGACCAGGAGCGCCUUACGUACGGUCCGCGAAGCGCGCUGCAUGGCAUCCCGGUGCUCGUCAAGGACAAUAUUGCUACUGUUGCGUUUGAAGGUAUGAACACUACCGCUGGGUCGUACGGACUUCUGGGUUCGGUCGUGCCCAUGGACUCUGGGGUCGUAAAACGGCUUCGAAAGGCAGGAGCAAUCAUCCUUGGAAAGGCAAAUUUGUCUGAGUGGGCAGAGUUUAGAGGCGACCUCGCGUCGGGGUGGUCGGGACGUGGGGGACAGACUACAAACGCGUAUUACCCUAAUGGGGACCCGUGCGGGUCAUCCUCUGGCUCAGCGGUCGGGGCGUCUAUUGGCCUGACGGCUGUUUCUCUCGGAACUGAGACGGAUGGAAGCAUCACUUGCCCUGCGAACCAAAACAACAUUGUCGGUGUAAAGACUACGGUCGGUUUGACAUCACGCGCUGGAGUGAUUCCAAUCUCGGAACAUCAGGACACAGUCGGCCCGCUGGCGCGCUCAGUGACCGACGCUGCGAUUGUGCUCUCCAUUAUUGCUGGCCCGGACCCGAAUGAUAACUUCACGCUCGCGCAGCCAACGCCGGUGCCUGACUACGUCUCCGCCCUCUCGAAUACUUCGCUCAUCGGGAAGCGUAUCGGCGUCCCGCGCGCCGUGUUCAUGAAUAACAGCGUCACAGGAAACGAUCCCUACGUGAACGAGGUCUUUGAGCAGGCGGUCGCGACGCUUCAGGAGCUCGGAGCGACGAUCGUUGACCCAGCGGAUUUGCCUUCGGCAUAUGAUAUUUUGGCCUCUAACAACGAAACUGUAGUGAUGAACACUGAUUUCAAGAUCCAAGUCAACGCAUGGUUCUCGAGUUUGCUAUCGAAUCCCACUGGAGUCCAGUCUUUGGAAGACCUCAUCAUGUUUGAUAGCAACAACCCAUCUCUGGAGGAGCCCACGAACUACACAAGCCAAUCCGAAUUCAUUGCGGCUCAAGCCACGACAGGUUUCAACGCGACAUAUUAUCAGGCCCUGGAGUUCGAUCAUCAGAUGGGACGCGAACAAGGAAUAGACGCUGCACUGGAAAUGUACUCGCUCGAUGCGCUUAUUCUCCCAGCGCCAGGAUACACCCCUACCCCUGCCGCACUUGCCGGGUAUCCAAUUGUAACAGUCCCACUCGGUUUCUAUCCCGACAACGUCACCAUCGGAAGCGCUGGCCCAGUCACAUACUACCCUGCACCUGGGAUACCGAUAGGUCUCUCGUUCUUGGGCACAGCUUGGAGCGAGUACGAUUUGAUCAGCUAUGCGUACGCGUACGAACAAAAGACUCAGACGAGGUUGCAGCGGAUGGCAUAUCCUGCUGCUAUCCCUACUACGCAGCUCUCGGACAUCAUCGGCGCCUAA